AGCCCUCUUUUUCAAACUGAACAAAAAUUGAAUCUCUCUCUCUCUCUCUCACACAGAAACGAAGGAAAUGGAGAAGAUUUGUGUCGCAGUUAGGGUUAGACCACCAACAUCAACUACACAGGACAACAACACCUCUAAUGGAAACCACUGGAACGUUGAAAGUAACCGUAUUUCACUCCAUAAACCUCUUGGCACCCCUGUACCUGGCGCCUCUUACGCCUUCGAUCAUGUGUUUGAUCAAAAUAGUACCAAUUCUGGGGUUUAUGAGCUUCUCACUAAAGAUAUCAUUCUAGCAGCAGUUGAGGGAUUCAAUGGAACUGCAUUUGCAUAUGGGCAGACAAGCAGUGGAAAGACAUAUACCAUGAAUGGUUCUGAGAAUGAUCCUGGAAUCAUUAGUCUUGCUGUUAAAGAUGUUUUUCAAAAUAUUGAAGUGGCGACAAGUCGGGAAUUUUUGAUUCGUGUUUCCUAUAUGGAAAUAUACAAUGAAGAGAUUAAUGAUCUUUUCGCGCCAGACAAUCAGAAACUUCAAAUCCAUGAGAGCUUGGAUCGUGGAGUCUUUGUUGCUGGACUACGUGAAGAAAUUGUGAAUAGCGCUGAACAAGUGCUUAAACUCCUGGAAUCUGGAGAAGUUAAUCGGCACUUUGGAGAGACAAACAUGAAUGCUAGAAGUAGCAGAUCUCACACUAUAUUCAGGAUGGUUAUUGAAAGCAAGGGAAAGAAUGCUAAUUCUGGUGAAAUUUCUAAUUUGGAUGCCAUCCGCGUCUCUGUCUUGAACCUGGUUGAUUUAGCUGGUUCUGAACGAAUAGUUAAAACUGGAGCUGGUGGAAUACGUUUGAAGGAAGGAAAACACAUUAACAAGAGCUUAUUGGUUCUUGGAAAUGUAAUCAACAAAUUGAGUGAAGGCCCUAAGCAAAGGGGACAUAUUCCAUAUCGUGAUAGUAAAUUGACUCGCAUAUUACAGCCUGCUCUCGGUGGUAAUGCAAAAACUUCGAUCAUUUGUACAGUAGCUCCAGAAGAGGUUCACGUGGAGGAAUCAAAGGGAACCCUCCAGUUUGCUAGCAGAGCGAAACGCAUUACUAACUGUGCCCAAGUUAACGAGAUCCUGAGUGAUGCAGCGUUGUUGAAGCGACAAAAGCUAGAAAUAGAGGAGCUUCGUGAGAAGCUUCAGGGAUCUCGGUCAGAGGUGUUAGAGCAAGAGAUUUUGAAACUGCGGAAUGACAUGCUUAAGUAUGAACUAGAGCGCGAGAAGCUAGCAAUGGAACUAGAGGAAGAGAGGAAAUCACACAAGGAAAGGGAAAGGUGGUGCAUUAGUGAGAAACAGGUGAAAUUAGAUGAUUUCAACAGUCUUGUUACGAGUUCAGAUCACGACAAGAGAUCAGCUCAGGAUCUAAAGGAAGAAAGUGCAGAUAAACAUUAUUCACGUGAUUCAGAUUCUUUUCACACACCGUCUUUAAAAUCGGAUCCUAAUGGAUUUGUUGCAAAAAGAUCAAAUUAUUCACAGCCAGCUGAGUUUAGUCCUGUGGUGGACAAUUUUAGCGAUGUAGCAGAUGAGGACAUGUGGUUGAAAAUGAAUAAUGGUUUCACUGUAGACCUUGAUGCCCUUCAGUUUACUCCUGCAAGGACAGUCCAAUCCUUGACACUGAAUGAAGAAUCUCCUGAUUUGUCUAUCGAGCAUUACAAAGAAGAGAUUGAAAAUCUGAAGAGGCAAUUGGCUAAUGCAGUUGGAGAAAAAAAUGAACUUGAGAGAAGUCAUGCAAACCAAUUGUUAUUGAACAAUCGACUAAUGGAAGAGAUUUCCGAGCUUCAACAAGAAUCACUCCUAAUUCGAGACGUUCCUAAAAAACUGAGUGAAUCGGUAGGAAAUUGCAAAGACAUCUAUAAGGAUAUUUUAUCAGUUAUGCAGAGUUUUGUAGCCGAUGAAAAAUCUUUGACUUCAAAAUUGCUCUCUACCACAAGCGAGAUUGGUGUCCAACUUUUUUCAAGUUUGGAGACCCAGUUCUUCAUUGCUGCAGAUGGUCAUAAUGUAUCAAUAAGUGAGAAUUCUCUGGUUCAAGAACAAGGCAAGGUGAUCUUUGAGAGGUUAAAUGAAACAAUCUCAAGUUUGGUUGCAUCACAGACAAUAACCUCCAGCGAACAAAAGGAAUCGGCUUUGGAAGAUGCAAGGAAAGAGGGAAUAAGCAACGAACUUGAUUCGAUUAAGGAGAGUUAUCAUAUAUUGGAAAGCAAAUUCAAGCUCAACCACCAACUUCUUGAGGACUGCAAGGAAAGGUUUUGUAAUUUGGAAAAAGAAUGCAACAUUCUGAAAGAAGAAAAAACUUCUCUGUGCCAGAAACUCACAAUAUCUGACAAGAAGCUUGAUAUUGUUCAUGACCAAUACGAAAAAAUUUCAAAGGAUUUGAACACAGAAACACAGAGAAGAAAAAAACUAGAAGAAGAGAUCACACAGUUCAGUAAGGCCUUUUCUCAUAGGCAGGUCUCAUUCAGAUCUUUCAACAACGAGCUGAAGUCUAGAAUCGAGAACUUAAGAGCCCCAAGUUAAUUUCAAUACUCAAACCUCUUGGACAUUGAAAAUGAAUCAAAUGGCUUCCAUCUCCUUGUUGGCAAUGUAAGACUUAGGAUUCUAUGUAUGGUUGUUGUUCUGUGUUGAUUAUGUAUUGCAGCAUCAAGAGUAAUUAUCCUCUUCAGACCCUACAAUGUUUGAAUACAGUUAUUCAACGCUGUUUUAAUGUAUUUAUGACUGUCAGCUCCACUGUGAUUUGGAUGCAUCUCCUCUUGUUUAGAUGUACACUUCCCUGUUGCAAUGGUCAUAGGAUUCCAGUAAAA
This is a messenger RNA of Papaver somniferum (opium poppy), 2823 nucleotides long. RefSeq names its product kinesin-like protein KIN-7N. Bases 68 to 2539 code for a protein of 823 amino acids. Gene Ontology annotation, biological process: microtubule-based movement. The record is from RefSeq and is a predicted model, not a curated record. The transcript is spliced from 18 exons. Gene Ontology annotation, molecular function: ATP binding; microtubule binding; microtubule motor activity. Lineage: Eukaryota; Viridiplantae; Streptophyta; Magnoliopsida; Ranunculales; Papaveraceae.